Messenger RNA from Fusarium coffeatum, 2202 nucleotides. RefSeq lists its product as uncharacterized. The record is from RefSeq and is a predicted model, not a curated record. NCBI's taxonomy places the organism in Eukaryota, Fungi, Ascomycota, Sordariomycetes, Hypocreales, Nectriaceae. The transcript has a single exon. The coding region runs from base 1 to 2202 and encodes 733 amino acids.
AUGGCACCUGUGAUAGCUGUUCUACUCACUGUGGUGUAUUUCACUUUUGCGUUGGUGGAAUCGUGCCCUGUUAUCACCCAGCAAUUAAGCGAUCCGCCUUACGAGAACUAUUUUUAUUCCGACUGCAACACUGACGCGCAGGUUGUUGUCACAAGUCCCCUCUCUGAUAGCAAUCUGUCCAUCAUCGGCCCGCGAUUGAUCGUUGCAUGGCCUGCGGGGAACAGCGGUAUAUGCACUUUCUUCGAACCUCAGAACGAGAAGAAUGGAACGCUGGCUAUUGAGCUCGUCAACUCGACCCUUGGAUCCCCUCUUGGCGUCAUCAAUCGCAAUGGAGAAGACCAGGAAUACCCAUUUGUUGGAGUUGAGGGUAUUCUUUCUUUCAACACUUCUGCAAAACUGACGGUGGCUAUUUUGGGGAGUAUCCGCAACAUCCGAGACUUCACUGAAGGGCCGAGCAUCCUCAGUCCGAUCAUACAAAAUGCUACCAACAUCACAAGAGCCAAGAACGGAGGAGUUCUCAUAUCUCGAUUAUGGCUGGACAAUAUCACAACCACCAACCUGCUUCUACAGCCCUGGGAAAGCAAGCAAAGCAGCAUUUCGACCGACAGUGAAACUGUCAGCUUCGGGGCUGGCUUCUACCGUUUCGCAGCUUCGUUCAACUACCCACAGCUCAAGCAACUCUCACCAGAACAAGUUCUCAACAACCAAUCCCAAUCUCUGAUACAAAAAGAAGCAUCUCAAGUUCGAUCUUUGUCGUUCUUCUCAUAUACCGACAAGCUCCUCGCCGGUGGCUGGCGCUUCCUGACGUACUUUGGCCGUGACACCAUGAUUGCUGCACUUUUGCUCGACCCCGUUCUCAGCGUAGGAAACAGCUCAGCCUUGGAGGCAGUGGUAGGUGCCGUCCUGGAGCGUAUCAAUCGUACCGAUGGAUCCGUCUGCCAUGAAGAGACCAUCGGCGAUUAUGCGACGUUUCUGAACUUGCAGAAGGGUAUUAUGUCGACUGCGCCUGGCUUCACCUAUCCAAUGAUAGAUACCGACUUCUUCUUACCUGUUCUUAUGGAAAGAUACUUCGGUGCUUUCCCAGGCCGAAUUGAGCCACUACUCAGCACAAAAGCAGGGGACGUUGACGUUGAGAAUCGGAAUCUGACCUGGGGUGGACUGAGCUACAUCAACGCACAGAAGAUCAUGAACAUCACGAGAGCAUUCGAAGAGGAGCAAGACGUAAAGAAUCUGAUUCAGCUCAAGAAAGGCGAGUUAGUCGGCCAAUGGCGCGAUUCGACUUAUGGUCUUGCCAAUGGCCGGAUUCCAUUCGACGUGAACUGUGCUUUGGUGCCAGCAGCUCUUUACGCCAUCUCGAAGCUUGCGAAGGUGCCUGGAGUUUACCCGAAUAACUCUAUAACGAGGGACUGGAGUAUGAUCGCAGAAAAGAGAGCUAAGAUCUGGGAGGACAAUACACUGUCUUUAUUUCGAUACAAUGUCACGGUUGAAGAGGCUACCUCUCGCUUGGAGGAUUAUAUCGACACCAACACAUUCUACGAUGGCCCAACGAACGCAAAGUCUCUAUCAAACUACUCGUCUUCUGGAACACUCGUAGACUACGCGAUCGCGAUCAAUACUACGAAGAGCCCAGAUAGGAUUGAGAUCACGCACACGGAUACGGCAUUCCGCUUGUUUCUUCUCAACUCGACAAAUGAUGAGCAACUGACAACCUUCCUGAAUGCCACCGCAAACGCCAUCCUUCGUCCAUUUCCCGCAGGAUUGAGCACACCCUACGGCAUCGUGGUAGCCAACCCAGCAUUGGUAGACAACAAAGAAAUAACCGCCGGGUUUACGAACUCUGCUUACCACGGAACGGUUAUCUGGAGCUGGCAGCUAGCUCUGAUGGCUAAAGGCCUCGAGCGUCAACUCGCAAGGUGUUUGUCAAAGUCCCAGGACGACACUCCUGCAUUCUGCAGUCAUGACGGCGUCCACGAGACAGUGAAGAAUGCAUACAAUCAUCUUUGGGAUAUCAUUGAGGAUAACAGUGGACGUUUGCAGUCAGAGGUUUGGAGCUGGAGCUACAGUGAGAAAGGUGGCUACAAAUUCGCGCCUCUGGGAACUCUGCCGCCUCCACCUGGGCUGGGAUCCGGAACGGAGAGUAAUGUAAGACAGCUUUGGAGUUUGACUUUCCUUGCAGUCAAGAGGAACAAAUCUUUCGUCUAA